Sesamum indicum (sesame) is the source of this 1158-nucleotide messenger RNA. NCBI's taxonomy places the organism in Eukaryota, Viridiplantae, Streptophyta, Magnoliopsida, Lamiales, Pedaliaceae. The record is from RefSeq and is a predicted model, not a curated record.
CCUCAGUUUAUAGCUGCUGCAAAGCCUGCAAUAGACUUAUCCUCAAACCAAAUGCAUACCCCUCCAUAGUGGGAGUGGGAAAGAUAUGGAAGAGAAGGGAAGAGUAGUGUGUGUAACAGGUGGGACUGGAUUCGUGGCUUCAUGGCUUAUCAUGAGACUUCUUCAACAUGGCUACUCUGUCAACACUACUGGUAGGCCCCAAUCCCAUUCUUCAGUUUCAGGCAGCACGAGAGAUAUAGGCUUUCUAACGAACCUGCCGGGCGCAUCGGAAAGGCUGCGUGUUUUCACGGCGGAUCUUGAAAAUCCAGACAGCUUUGCAGCAGCAAUUGAAGGAUGCGUGGGGGUGUUUCAUGUCGCGCACCCACUCGACUACCGGAACGAAGAAACUGAAGAAACGAUCAUCGACAAGUGCAUCGGAGCAACUCUAGGCAUCCUGACUGCGUGCGUUGAGACGAAGAGCGUGAGGCGGGUCGUGUACACGUCUAGCGUGUCGGCGGUGAUGUUCAACGACGAGGUUGAGGGAGGUGCAGUGCUUGACGAGGGCUGGUGGAGCGAUGUUGAUUAUAUUAGAAAUGAGAAGUUUCAUGGAGGCUCUUACUACAUUUCCAAGACGCUUACUGAAAGGGCAGCUCUUGAAUUUGCAGAGAAGCAUUCGCUGGAUCUUGUCACGGUGAACCUGACUUGGACUCAUGGCCCCUUCAUUUGUCCCAAUUGGCCUUUGUCCGUCAACUCAGCACUGGCUAUGAUGAUUAGAAACGAGUAUCAAAUCCAAUGCUUUCCAAACAUGCCUUUUGUCCACAUCGACGAUGUUGCAAGUGCGCACAUAUUCCUUUUUGAGUAUCCAGAAGCCAAAGGGAGAUACAUUUGUUGUGCUGUUGAGAUCACAAUAGAUAAGUUAUAUGAAUUUCUUUCUACACAAUAUCCUGAGAAAAAGAUAUCGAGUGCAGAUUAUUGCACUAACAAGGCAAUAAAACUGGUUAGAUUUUCAUCAAAGAAACUAUUGGAUGCUGGUUUCAAGUACAAAUAUGGCCUGGAGGAGAUGUUUGACGAAGCAAUUCAAUGUUGCAGACAGAAGGGCUUUCUCUGAUGAUUAUGUUGUUCUGUAUCUCUGAUUAUAAAUAAUAUCGACCUCAUGUGUUAAUUUUUAAAUAAAUAUUU